Messenger RNA from Arctia plantaginis, 657 nucleotides. NCBI's taxonomy places the organism in Eukaryota, Metazoa, Arthropoda, Insecta, Lepidoptera, Erebidae. The record is from the annotation of a GenBank genome assembly.
AUGUGGAUGAGAAUAUUAUGUUUGGUACUAAUAGUGAGCGUUGUAAGCGGAGGUCAGUUUUUGUCGCACUUGUACGGAAAAAACGGCCACAAUUAUAUGCUGAUAUGUCUGAAAGCUACGGAGGGCAGGCGUGCGCGCGCUUGCCCUGGCGCUCUCCUCAACUAUGACAUGGUGGGUGUAAGCGCCGGCUGUCUGCAGCAGCACCCUCAGAAACGCAUGGUUGCGCUCCGACCAAUCUAUGGAGAACGCUGCGAAGAUGUGACCAAUGGAAACAGUAAAGUGCAGACGCGUGAUGUCUGGGAUCAUUUCUACCAUCCCUGGAUGGACUUUGCGCUGGUGGUGUUGGACCGACCUUACGACAAUCUGGACGCUUACCCUAACAACACCGCAUGGACCGUCCCACGGGCAUUCAGGAAACAUGGGCAAUGGAAAUGGAUGAAGGUGUCCAUGAAGAUUUCUACAUCGGAACGUGCCAGACACCACCAUUACAUGAAACUGAGGAGAACAAUGAUAUCUAUGCGUGCACCAUUCUUCAUAACUAUUGUAGCUAUUGUGAUUCCAAUACUGAUAUUUGUUUUAGUUUCAUUUGUUGUAUUUUAUGCCACUUCCUCUAAGGCUCCAAGCAAGAGUUUGCAGUAUAAUAAGGCUAAAGUAUAA